AUGAGUGAAAUAGCCGAACCACAACCACAAGUAGAUAUAACAAUUCCUGAAGAACAACCGGAACAGGAACAAACAAGGAAACCACAGGAGACAGAGGAAGAACGUGCCGAGAGGUUGGCUAAACAAGAAGAAGUCGAUAGUCGCUCGGUGUACGUGGGAAAUGUGGAUUAUCAAUCGACUCCUGAGCAAUUGGAGUCAUUUUUUAAAGUUGUCGGGGUGAUUGAAAGGAUUACCAUCUUGUUUGAUAAAUAUUCGGGAUUACCCAAGGGAUAUGCCUACGUGGAGUUUGAAACCCCAGAAAGCGUGGACAGGGCAAUUGAGGAAUUGCACGGUAAGGAGUUCAGAGGUAGAGAUUUGAGAGUUACUCCAAAGAGAACUAAUUUACCUGGAUUUAAAAAGAGGGGUGGAUUUAGAGGAAGGGGACGUGGUAGAGGACGCGGAGGCUUCAGAGGUAGAGGACGCGGUGGAUUCCGUGGUAAGGGUCGUGGUGAUUCUGGAGAUGAGAGUGAGAGAAAAAGUGCUAACGAAAACACAGAAUCUGCUACCAAAGAAGAGUAA
Molecule: messenger RNA, 558 nt
Organism: Debaryomyces fabryi
Lineage: Eukaryota; Fungi; Ascomycota; Pichiomycetes; Serinales; Debaryomycetaceae
Exons: 1
Coding region: 1-558 (185 amino acids)
Molecular function (GO): RNA binding
Source: RefSeq, a predicted model, not a curated record